AUGCCCGCCGGCGUGCAUGAAGAAGUAUCUGUGUUCGGAGUGGGCAAAUACCGCAAAACGGUAGAAGCUAUUGGAGGUAUUUUCGAAGGUACUCCAUUCCGCUUUGUCGGCAUCUUAGACAUGACCUCUACCGAGCCUUACAAUUUUACCCCCGAACGCCUGAAAGUGGUUUUGGGAGCCCUCUAUCCCAGACCUCGAUGCUUUCUUGCAGGAGAAGCCAUUGAACCGGAAGACAAUGCUGCUGCAGUAGCGGUCUGGCAGCAGUUCGCCAAGGGAAUGGACCUUGAACGUCCACUUCUGAUCAAUCUUAGGGAGGACCCGAAAGGAAGAAUUGUCGACGAAGUCAAGCAGAUACCCAAGGAACAGUUGAUGGUUGAGCUCGUCGAACACAUGAAAGAACACUUCUUCCCAUGA
Messenger RNA from Exophiala xenobiotica, 414 nucleotides. RefSeq lists its product as uncharacterized. Lineage: Eukaryota; Fungi; Ascomycota; Eurotiomycetes; Chaetothyriales; Herpotrichiellaceae. Bases 1 to 414 code for a protein of 137 amino acids. The record is from RefSeq and is a predicted model, not a curated record. The transcript has 2 exons.